Acanthochromis polyacanthus (spiny chromis) is the source of this 5565-nucleotide messenger RNA. RefSeq names its product gap junction alpha-9 protein-like. Bases 3560 to 5068 code for a protein of 502 amino acids. NCBI's taxonomy places the organism in Eukaryota, Metazoa, Chordata, Actinopteri, Pomacentridae. Gene Ontology annotation, cellular component: connexin complex. The transcript has a single exon. The record is from RefSeq and is a predicted model, not a curated record. Gene Ontology annotation, biological process: cell communication.
UGCAGUCGCUUCCAUUGAUUUCCUUUUAAUGGAACAACGAGCAGCGAGGAACAAACUGAAAUUAGAUUCACAGCAAAGAAGCAACCAUGUAUGAAAUCGGACGUGUCCCAUUGAUCGCUGUACUGGACAAAAAAAACAGUAACAUAGAUACAGGAUCAGACUGAACAUCUCUUAGAUACAGUGGUGGAAAAGUUUUCAGACACCCUUAAAAGUUCACACAAUUUCUAAUGUUAUCAUGAAAUAUGUGUGGAAAAUCUGUGUUUCAAAAGGUGUGGCUGCAUUAGACACAAACACAAAUUCUAUAUUUUUUUGUUUAUUUACAAGAAAAACUGACAAAACUAAAUUCUUGACAGUUUUAAUACAUCAGUUCUCAACAUUGUCGGUAUCAAAGUUAAACAAAUAACAGAGAAUGUGUUUAAAACUGAACAAAGAGGAAUACUUUGGAUUUUAGGCACCCCUAAAAGAGGUUUUAGACGGCGCCAAAUGAAAAUUACAACCCCCAGAUUUAAAACAAUUAAAAAUAUAAAGAGUUUUGCUUACUGGGGUUUAAUUUCUCAAGCAUAUUCAGCAUUUUUGCUUGUUAUAUGGUCAGAAAUAACAGUAAAAUACAUAUUUUUCUGUCAAAUCAGCGGCACAGGCUCAUUUAUUUUUACUGUACACGGCUGAUCAUACUUUUAUGAAAACUCCAUAUUUUAAAAUUUUUAAAUCUGAAGAAUCAAAUGUUUUAGCUUCAUCAAGAGCCAAAUGAGAUUAAUGACUUUUAAACGUCACAGAAAACCUCCUGUUGGAUGAUUCUGUCCUUCAGUUACACCUGUGUUGCAUUGUAGCACCUGGUAAUGAAUAGUUUCUCUGUUUGGUGUUGAAUAAUAACUUCAGUGGCUGUUAUUUCCUCAAGUAGUCGUUGGUUUCUGGUCUGUGACACUCAGAAAGCUCAUAGUUAUAAAUCUGUGAUUCUGUCUGUGUGUAAAUAUCCACGCCUGAAGAGUCAGAACUGCUGCAAUCAUUCAUAUUUCUUAUAAAAAGUUUUUAUUUCAUUCAUUGGCAAAAGAAAAUUAAAAGAACAAUUUGAAAAACUAUUCCAAAACUAAAAUUAUUUAAAAAACUAUUUUUUAAAACUAUUCAACAAACUAUUCAAAAAAAUAAAUACAUAAAAUAAAAUACAAAAAUAUAUUCAAAACAACAAAAAUAUUCAAAAAAAUAAAAAAAUUCAAAAAUACUAAAAAAUAUUUAAAAAAUUCAAGACAAUUAAAACUAUUCAAAAAGCAAAAAAAUAUUCAAAACAACAAAAAAUAUUCUAAAAAAUUUUAAAAAAAUCAAAAAUACUAAAAAAUAUUCCAAAAAUUCAAGACAAUUAAAACUAUUCAAAAAGCAAAAAAAAAAAAAUUUAAAAAACUGUUCAAAACAGCAAAAACUAUUUUUAAAAUGUUCCAUAAAAAUAAUAAUUUGUUGUUGGUAAAGUGAACCUAACUUGGCUGCUCUAUAAAACUUCAUUACAAAACUGUUCUAAAAUCAUAUUGAAGUGCACAUGGGCAUAGUUUAAUCAAAAUUCAAUUUUUUUGUUUUAUUUUCUUGUACAUGAAUUCACUGAGGCUGCCUAGUUGCAAGAUGCUCUUUAAAUGUAGCUUUUUCUGUCAUCCAGCUCCACUUUGUUUUUUUUUCACGUAUGUGUGCAUCUAAAAUGCUUCUUGUGCUUUUCACACACUGAAGGCAUCUAUAAAAUGUCAAAUCCUGUUUCCUGACUGUUUUUAGGUUGUAAAAUUUGUCCUUUUCACGUAGAAUCAGCCUGAUGUGCAUUUAAGCCUGGAAACAACCACACUGGAGGCAAGAAAAAUCUGUCCUUUCACAUUAAAAGUCUGUUCAAGUGAGGGUGAAUCUGAUUAAGGGCAGAAAUAUUAAGAAUUCACAGAUUUUUAGUUUAUCUUCCUGGUAAACUGAAUUUCUUUGUGUUUGGACUGUUAAAGCUCUCUGUGAAGUCUAAAAUGAGCUAAUAUAUACCCUUACACACCGAUACUUCUGCUGCAGUUUGAAAUAAUUGAAGGAGAUCAGGCUUUUCUGGAGAUAGAAACAUGAUUAUGAUCCACCUCUGAGAUCAGAUUCCAGCCCAGUGCACCACCUCUGUCCUGCUUUUCAUUCAGAGGAUCAGCUAAGUUCAGGCUCCUCUGGGCUCAAACAGAAACAAACGAUUGAAUAUUUCGUGGCACAUUUCAGCCCUAAUGACUGGCAGGCAGCUGGCAGGCAGCUGGCAGGCGGUUAUUUCACGCUGCUGGGAGGGAAACGGUGACACAGCGCUGCAGCACCAUCGAUUGUUUUGGUCUAUAAGCCGAGAACAACCAGAGGCAGCAGGGAUCGCUUGUUUUAGUUCAGUUUUUAUCCAUCAGCUGACGCUGGAAACUGUCCUGAGUGAAGAGUUUUCCUUCUAGAGGAGGAUAAAGAAGAUUAAAAAGAUGUGUACGUAGGACUGAAGAACAGAAUCGGUGGCUUUACUGCAAAAAGGCCUUUAAUGAUGCAUUUCAUAUCGAAGAUGAGAGGUGAGUUCACCCGUUUUAAACACAUUCAUGAGCUUUGCAGACAUUUUAAACACUGUUUCGUUGAAUUAAAACAGUUUCACAGUUAUUGAUUUCUAUUUGAUCUGACUGAUGAAGUGUUUUAUUACACUGCUGUUAAAUCUGUGCAACGCCAGUGGGCAGGAACAUGUUAAAUGACCCAGAAUACCACUUUAAAACUGUCAGAUUGAGUGUUUUUAUUAGCAUCUGAUGUGUUCAGGUUCAGCUGUAACUGGGUAAACUUGUUUUAUAACUGGGUAAACUGGUGCUAUAACUGUUCCCAGCAGCGGUACAACAAGUAUUUGCAUCUUUUAUUUAGGAGAAAUGUUACCUGCAUUUAAAAUCUGACUUCAAAAGUGCAGAAAGAUUAAACAUACACACUUGUAUUGAUAGAAAUAUUCAGCAGGCAGCAGAACGUAGCCUAGCUUCUUUAUAUAUUGCUCUGUCGUUUGAUUUUAAACUAUAGUUUUAAAACAGUGUUUUACUGUGUAAGAUCGAGACAUGGAAAGUAACAGGUAGCCGUUUUGACUCAUCUGUUUUCUUUUAUAUCUUUUGUAUUUUGGCUCAUACGUGAGAAAUUAUGGGACUUAAAUGCCAGAUUUAGAAACAGUUCGGCCUCUAGAGAGCACUGAUGAAGCAUUUUAUCUCCAAAAUAUCACCUCAGUAUUUAUGUUGCUCUCAGUUCUUCAAAAAUCACAAUUAUACAAGAUUUAAGUUAAAAAUACUUUUUGUCUUUAAACUUCAGUACCAAAUGAUACACUCCAAAAAAAUGGCCUACUUUCAGUUUUAACACAUUUAACAGCAGACAAACCUAAAUGUUCAUUCCUUGAACUAAUAAUUAACUCACUUGUCUGACUUUAUAUUUCUUAAACUAAUUCUAAUAUUCUUUAAGAACAAAUCUACAGAUCUGUUUAUGUUGUAAAAUCUAACAGAGAUUUUAAAUCCUCCCAAAAUUCCAGCAUCAGUCAAGCUGUUUUCUGUGUUCUUUCCUGAUUGCAGUGCUGCAGAUGUAAGAAAUGGGAGACUGGAACUUCCUGGGAGGGAUCUUGGAGGAGGUGCACAUCCACUCCACCAUGGUGGGGAAGAUCUGGCUCACCAUCCUGUUCAUCUUCCGGAUGUUGGUUCUGGGCGUCGCUGCCGAGGACGUGUGGAACGACGAGCAGUCAGACUUCGUCUGCAACACGGAGCAGCCUGGCUGCCGUAACGUCUGCUACGACGAGGCCUUCCCCAUCUCCCUCAUCCGCUACUGGGUGCUGCAGGUCAUCUUCGUGUCCUCUCCCUCGUUGGUCUACAUGGGCCACGCCAUCUACCAGCUGCGAGCUCUGGAGAAGGAACGCCACUGCAAGAAGGUGGCUCUACGCCGGGAGAUGGAGGCCGUGGACGCCGAGCUGACGGAGGUGAAGAAAAGGAUCGAGAAGGAGAUGAGGCAGCUGGAGCAGGGGAAGCUGAACAAAGCGCCGCUGAGAGGCUCUCUGCUGUGCACCUACGUGGCCCACAUCGUCACCCGCUCAGUGGUGGAGGUCAGCUUCAUGAUGGGUCAGUACAUCCUGUACGGACACCGUCUGAACACACUGUACAAGUGCGACCGGGAGCCGUGUCCUAACGUGGUGGACUGCUUCGUGUCCAGGCCCACCGAGAAAACUGUGUUCAUGAUGUUCAUGCAAGCCAUCGCCUGCAUCUCCCUGUUCCUCAGCCUGCUGGAGAUCAUGCACCUUGCAUACAAGAAGGUCAAGAAGGGCAUCCUGGAAUUUUACCCGCAUCUGAAGGACAAUCUGGAUGAUUACUAUGGCAACAAGUCAAAAAAGAACUCGGUUGUGCAUCAGGUUUGUGUGGGAACCUCUGCAGGACGCAAGUCCACCACCAUCCCCACAGCCCCCAGUGGAUACACAUUACUGCUGGAGAAGCAGGUCAACGGGCCCAACUACCCCCUGCUCAGCGCCUCCUCCGCCUUCGUCCCCAUACAGGGGGACACCGGUGUGAGGCUGGACAUCCACAAGGACGGAAAGGAGGGAGUACCGAGCCCCACAGAGCACAACAGCAACUCCAACAACACCAGCAGCGACACACGGUCGCCUCCUGCAGACAAACAGGACGAACCAGAAGAGACGCCUUCACCCCGACAUGAGGAUGAGGAGUAUCCAACCCUGCCGGCAGCACACGUCUCGGCCUGCUCCGCUCUGUCUGGCAUCACCAGGAAGUCGAGGAGGAUCAGCCCACAGUGGAACUGCUCCACGGUGAUGGAGAACAACGGCUCGGACAGCGUAGACUCGUACCACGGCAGCAGCACGAAGCUCCGCAGCAGCUGCCACGGUCCCAGAGCCAGGAUUCACUCCAAGUCAGACAUGAAGAGGUCGAGCAGGUCGCAGAGUCCAGACUCUGUAGGAGAACUGAGCUCAGUAUCCAGACACAGCAGAGAGAGCAACAGCCGGGACAGUAACAGUCCUACAGCCUCCCCUCCAAACCGCAGAGUGUCGGGGACGAGCAGCAGCAGCGGCAGAAGAGCUCCGACUGAUUUACAGAUCUGAACUUCAGACUCUGUUGGACACGUUUGGAUGUAAACGCGCUAACACUGCACCUUUAAAGCUCUUCAGAAGACUCCAAAACAAGCACUAAGAGCCUCUGGGACCAAGUGCAGUGGAGACUAUUCUCUUAGUAACCAAAGAGGAGCAUUUUUCCAGUCAUUUAAAAAGUACACAUACAGUGAAAAGCAUUUCCAACCACAGUACAGUUUUUCUCACAUUUCCAGGUCACGUACAGGAACCCAGAGUGACCUCUAAUGAUCUGACAAAAUGUAACAACUGCCCCCGAAUGAUUAGAGAGGAAUGGAAAACUCAGCCCCGGAUCUAUAAUGUUGUUAAGCAGCACUGCGCUGUUAUGUAACCGGAUCAUUUUAAAUCAGUGUCUGAAUUAAUUUGUUCCAACAGAAAAAAACACUCAUUUCUAUCCCACUUUACCGUCUCAUCAUUCAGGCACAUGAGCAGCAACGUCUGAAUUUGUGAUUUUAUAUAAAACUUAUUUUUUU